CGAGUAGAAUCCACAGGUCUUCGCGUAGGCGAUUAAAGUGAUCCGUGGCUACCCGCUAAACCUUUUCAGCCCUCGUACAUAACAUCAAAAUGCGCCACAUCGCCGCCUACCUGCUCCUCCAGAUUGGAGGCAACGCCUCGCCGUCCGCUGCGGACGUGAAGAAGGUCCUCGGCGCCGUCGGCAUUGAGGCCGAUGAUGAGCGCCUGGAGAAGCUCAUCUCUGAGCUCGAGGGCAAGGACGUGAACGAGCUCAUCGCUGAGGGCUCCGCCAAGCUCUCCUCCGUCCCCUCGGGCGGUGCUGCCGUCGCUUCCGGCGGUGCGCCUGCUGCUGGUGGCGCGCCUGCCGCUGCUGCCGAGAAGGAGGAGGAGAAGAAGGAAGAGGAGAAGGAGGAGUCCGACGACGACAUGGGCUUCGGUCUCUUCGACUAAACGACGAUUGGCGACCGAUAUCAUCGUGUACUGCAUUAUUGCCAUCUGUAGCAAUACAAGAUAUAUCCGUUUGCGUGAUCAACGCCUCGCCGUAGCUGUUGUGAGCUGCUACGGACUUCGCGAUUGGCGUACUUGAUCGAAGGCCAUGUUGGACCGUCACUGGUAAAGACAUACUUAUUGUUGGCGCUAGCCAAUCCUUGCCGUAUGAAUGAUCGAC
Molecule: messenger RNA, 645 nt
Organism: Punctularia strigosozonata HHB-11173 SS5
Lineage: Eukaryota; Fungi; Basidiomycota; Agaricomycetes; Corticiales; Punctulariaceae
Product: ribosomal protein 60S
Exons: 5
Coding region: 90-428 (112 amino acids)
Biological process (GO): cytoplasmic translational elongation
Cellular component (GO): cytosolic large ribosomal subunit; ribosome
Molecular function (GO): structural constituent of ribosome
Source: RefSeq, a predicted model, not a curated record